GUCGCGCACGUACUGACGGCCUCGCGCACGCGCCGCCUGGUCUCCUCCCUGGGCUCGUCUUCAUGCAGUGUGUAAGAUGGCGGACUUCCUGCCGUCCCGCUCCGUGCUGUCCGUCUGUUUCCCCAACUGUGUCCUGAACAGCCGGGAGGCCGAGCAGCAGCGCAAGUCCAAGGAGAUCGACCGCGUUAUCUCCCGCGAGAAGCCCUAUGUCAAGCGGCUCGUCAAGAUCCUGCUGCUCGGGGCCGGCGAGAGCGGCAAGUCCACCUUCCUCAAACAGAUGCGCAUCAUCCACGGCCAGGACUUCGACCUGAGGGCCAAGGAGGAGUUUCGGGCCACCAUCUACAGCAACGUCAUCAAAGGUAUCAGAGUUCUUGUGGACGCCCGCGAGAAGCUGCACAUCCCGUGGGGAAAUCCUUCCAACCAGAAGCACGGCGAGGUCAUGAUGGCUUUCGACACGCGCUCGGCUAUGGUGGUGCAGGGCAUGGUGGAGACGCACGUGUUUCUCAUGCACCUGUCCUCCAUCAAGGCGUUGUGGGCUGAUGGCGGCAUCCAGGCAGCGUACGACCGGCGCAGGGAGUUCCAGUUGGGUGAAUCGGUGAAAUAUUUCCUGGACAAUUUGGAUAAACUCGGGGAACCGAAUUAUCUCCCGAGUCAGCAAGAUAUCCUGCUAGCCCGGCGACCCACCAAAGGAAUUCAUGAGUACGACUUCGAGAUUAAGAACGUGCCUUUCAAAAUGGUGGACGUGGGCGGUCAGCGGUCCGAGCGCAAGCGUUGGUUCGAGUGCUUCGACAGCGUGACGUCCAUCCUCUUCCUGGUGUCGUCCAGCGAGUACGAUCAGGUGCUGAUGGAAGACCGGCAGACCAACCGCCUCACCGAGUCCCUGAACAUUUUCGAAACCAUCGUCAACAACCGCGUGUUCAGCAACGUCUCCAUCAUCCUCUUCCUAAACAAGACUGACCUGCUGGAGGAGAAGGUGAGAAUAGUGAGCAUCAGAGACUACUUCCCCGAGUUCGAGGGGGAUCCUCACUGCCUCUCCGACGUCCAGAAGUUCCUGGUGGAUUGUUUCCGCAACAAGCGCCGGGACCAGCAGCAGAAGCCGCUCUACCACCACUUCACCACGGCCAUAAACACGGAGAACAUCCGCCUCGUCUUCCGGGAUGUCAAAGAUACCAUCCUGCACGACAACCUCAAGCAGCUCAUGCUGCAGUGACGGACUCCUCUCAUCCUUCUGGGGCGGUUUUUUUUUUUCCUGUUUUGGAGUUUUUAAAUCAUUUUUAUAGUUUUUUUUUUUUUGCAAGUUUUCCAACAGGAGUAAGAAGUUGGUUUUAUGUCUUGGUUUUUUUUUUUCUUCCUUGGUCUCGGCUUCUGUUGAGCUUCAGGCUUUAUUUCUCCGCGUUGCCGAGC
Messenger RNA from Spea bombifrons (plains spadefoot toad), 1404 nucleotides. RefSeq names its product G protein subunit alpha 13 (gene GNA13). The record is from RefSeq and is a predicted model, not a curated record. NCBI's taxonomy places the organism in Eukaryota, Metazoa, Chordata, Amphibia, Anura, Pelobatidae. Gene Ontology annotation, molecular function: GTPase activity; D5 dopamine receptor binding; G-protein beta/gamma-subunit complex binding. Gene Ontology annotation, biological process: Rho protein signal transduction; adenylate cyclase-activating G protein-coupled receptor signaling pathway. The transcript has 4 exons. Gene Ontology annotation, cellular component: heterotrimeric G-protein complex; brush border membrane. The coding region runs from base 77 to 1210 and encodes 377 amino acids.